Molecule: messenger RNA, 1662 nt
Organism: Malus domestica (apple)
Lineage: Eukaryota; Viridiplantae; Streptophyta; Magnoliopsida; Rosales; Rosaceae
Product: increased DNA methylation 1-like
Biological process (GO): regulation of transcription by RNA polymerase II
Cellular component (GO): nucleus
Molecular function (GO): transcription regulator activity
Source: RefSeq, a predicted model, not a curated record
AUGGUGUACAAGCUGAGAGAGAGAAAAGAAAAUUUGGUCUAUCCGAGUUUCUGCAGCAGCUCAGAGUCGGAAUAUGAAACUGGAGCAGAUAUUUCUGAUGACCCUGAGUACACAAGAAAGCCCUCAAGUGCUAGAAGAUAUCCAACCGAUGUUCAACAAAUGGCGGAAAUGGCCAGGCUCGCUGCAAGCUCAACUGGGAAUUUACAGUUGCGUAGGCUAAAACAAAGUCGCCCUCGAAAGAGUAGUAUGCCUAGGACAAAAGCACGAGCUCAAUCUUCAAAUAGAGAUCGUGCUGGAUCAUCAAGACACAGGAGAGAUAAUUUUGAGGAUAAGAGAACUAUUUUAUCAUGGUUGAUUGACCUACAUAUGAUUGCGGAUAAUUCACCAGUCUUCUAUACGGGUCAGACAGAGUUGAUUGGAUUCAUAACAAGGGCUGGUAUUUUGUGCACUUGCUGCUACAAAAUUGUUACGGUGUGGGAUUUUGAGGUACAUGCUAAAAGUGACUUGAGAAGGCCUUACGAACACAUGCUGGUCAAGAGCAAUGGAAAAUCCCUCCAACAAUGCUUGAAGGAGGCAUGGCUAGAACACAUUGAAUCUGCACCACAAUUUGGAUUCAAUCAUAUCAAGCACCGAACAAAAGCAGCAGACCAAAACGAUGAUUCAUGUAUGAUAUGCGCAGAUGGAGGAGAUUUGAUGUGCUGUGAAAAAUGUCCAUCGGCGUGCCAUCCCUCAUGCAUGAACAUGGAGAGUGUUCCCGAAGGAGCAUGGUUUUGUCCCUACUGCAUCUGCGAACAUUGUGAAACUGAUGACGGGAAGUUCCUCAUAUGUUCACUGUGUGAGAAGAAAUUUCAUUGGAAUUGCUCUUUGCCAAAUGAAAUAGAUCUCAAUCGCUCAAGUUCAUCAUUUUGUGGUGAGAGCUGCAGUGAGAUUUUUCAUAAAUUGGAGUUGAUAGCUGGGAUCAAGAAUCAUUUGGACGAGGGAUAUUCUUGGACGCUUCUGAAGAGAGAAGAUAUAAGUUUGGGAGGUCCUACUGAAAGUUUGCACAAAAAAUUAGAAUGCAAUUCCAAGAUUGCAGUAGCAGGGAUUCUUAUGGACCAAUGCUUUGAGACCAUAAUCGACCGCUAUACUAGAACCAAUGUGGUUCAGAGUGUAAUAUACAGUCGGGGGUCCAAUUUGAGUCGAAUAAAUUUCCAAGGUUUUUAUACUGCUAUCCUGGAGAAGGAUGAUGAAAUCGUCUCUGCAGCAUCUAUAAGAAUACAUGGAAAGAAGAUGGCAGAGAUGCCCUUUGUGGCAACCCAAACGAAGUAUAGGCAACAAGGAGCGCUUCGGAAGCUUCUAGUCUGUAUUGAAUCUGCCCUUUCCUCUUUAAAGGUGGAAAACCUGGUCAUUCCGGCUUCUACAGAAAUAGUUGAUAUGUGGACUAAAAAAUUUAAUUUUUGCCACGUAGAGAGUUCCCUGCAGAAGAAAAUAGUCUCUGAGAACACAUUGAUGUUUCCGAAGGCUGUCAGGCUACAGAAAAGCUUGUUGGAUGCUCAGGAAGCAGAUACUGCAGCCAUGGAAGUUGACGUAGUUCAAAAUGAGCACCAUCAACAUAGAUAUGAAAGGCCGCCUUUCAUUGACUUAAAUCAGGACCCUUCAGAAGAGGAUAUUGAUGCAUCAUAA